UUGUACCAUAACAUUAAAUGUAUAAGUUUAGGUUGUACCAUAAAGCAAUUUGUACCAUUAUGUUAUGGUACAACUUUACAACUUGAAGUUGUACCAUCACAUAAAUGUACAAGUUCAAGUUGUACCAUAAAAGAAUUUGUACAAAAAGUAUAGGUACAAUCUAAAGUUGUACCAUAACGUAAAUGUACAAUUUUAAGUUGUACCAUAAAGGCAAAAACCUAUAGCACCAAUACUAUAUAGCAUUGUAAAAUUUCUCUCAGAAUAUAUAUUUCUUCCAAACUAGUAAAGUGACAUCUAUUUUAUUUUGCAUGAGAGAUCAUAAUCUUUUGUAAGUUUCCUUUAUCAAACCAUGCUAAAGUGACAUCUAUUUGACUCAAUACAGGGCAUAUGCAAGACUGGUCGACGAUGCAAUUUGAAGCAAAGUCAUCAAAAGAUGGUGCUUGGUAAGCAAAAAUAAGUAUGAUAUCUAGUGGUUCCAAUUGGAUAAUAUGUGAUUUUUAGUGAGAAAAGGGAUGAGCAUUGGUGGUCAUCUCUUAUGGAGAAGGAUGUGUAGUUAUUUGUUUCUUUUAGCAGAACGGAUGCCAUUGUUUUUAGGCUCAACAUAGAGAUUAUUAGUUGAAGCAAGAAUAUUUUGUACUUUUUGAAUGCUCAAUGUUUGAGUCCCUUGCUUACAUGGAGAAAUGCACAACAAAGUGUCGAGUGUCUUACUAGACGUCUGGAUCUAAGUUCGAUGCUUUUUCCCCCGCUUUCCAGGUAUGAUGUUGAGCUUUUCCUUUGCUACAGAAAACUACCAUCAGGAGACCUUGUAAGUUGUUUUAGUAUGACUUAGUUAUUCUUUUCAUGCUAGUUCCCUUGUCUAUAACGGUCUCGCCAAUCAUGAUCAUUGAAGAUAGUAAAUUCAAUUAGUCAAAUGAUAACUUCCAAUUAGCAAUUUUCUUAGUAAUAUUGACUUGACAUCACGAUACUGACUUGGAAGAGAUACAUGGAUGCUAACAUUCCAAUACUUCAGCAUUUUAACUAAGAAAAAAGUUACAAAAUUAUUAAUAGUAACAAAAACUGACUAAUCUUUUUAUACAUUACAAAAUAUUUGGGUAAUUAUUAGUAAUUCAGAAGAUUUGGCUAAUAAAGAUGAAUGCGGAAAAGGUUUUGCUAAUAAUUAGUAUUUACCCUAAAAGUAAAAAUUAAAGAAAGAGUGUUGAUAAGUUUUCGGGAUAAGUUAAAUUGAUGAGUUGUGACUUAUUUUGUAGUAGUAAAAAGUAAUUGUUGUAAUAAUAGAUAGUUUAUUCACUAAUAAAGAAAUGAGUAGGUUAUAGACAUGGCAAUUCAACUGAUGCAUUUUAUAACGUGUUGAAGGAAGUUCUUGUCAGAUUUGAAGGAUAUGGGGCAGAGGAGGACGAAUGGGUAAAUGUAAGAGAGGCUGUCAGACAACGCUCCGUUCCCGUGGAUCCUUCAGAAUGUCAUUUGGUGAACGUUGGGGAUGUAGUAUGUUGCUUUCAGGUGAGUGGCGCAGUUGCUUGCCAGUAUCUCCCAAAUCUUGGCUGGUUUUGUUGGUUGAAUCCCAGAGAAAUUAAAAGUAUAUGAGAUAUGAAAUAUAUCGUUGCUUGUAAUGAAAAAGUAACAGACGAGAUAGUAAAUAGCAUACAUAAUAGUAAAAUAAUUGUGGAGUGUUGGAAACUGAUGAAUGCUAUGUGUAUGAAGUGUAAGUUCAUAUUUUUUUAUUUAGCGAGCUGACUUCUAGUUUGCAUUGUUCAUCACGAGUAGUCUGACUUCUUGCUCAAGUUACUAGCUAUAACAAACACUUUGUUGUCAGGAGAGGAAGGAUUAUGCGAUUUACUACGACGCUCAUGUGAUCGGUAUCAAGAGGAAACUGCAUGAUAUAAGGGGUUGCAGGUGCAUUUUCAAGAUACGGUACAAUCACGACGACAUGGAGGUCAGGAUCUCGAUCGCGUUGCUCUUCCCCGGGUGGGUGUUGAUAGUUGGGUGGGAUGGUGGCUGACCCUGGAAUUGGUUCGUUUGCUGUUGUUGCCAGGAAAGAGUUCGCCUGAGAAGACUUUGUUACCGCCCAACACCUUGAUGGGAAGCUGAGACCUCUUCUUCGAGUAUAUAGUAGUAGUCAUGUAUGACAUCAAUACAUGUGAAAAAUGAAAAAGAGUUUUCUUUCUGUCUGAUCAAUGCUUCCAUUGUUUCAGUAAAUUGGGAGCUGGCACUACAGUAGAAUGUUGAUGACAAAAAAAAUAUGAGGUAUGUGGGGAGAAACCGUCGCCAGUAGCCUUUUCUUUUUAACAGGUGUUUGUUAAUAUUGUACCUGACCGGCUGGCUGCACCCUUCAAACUGGUUUUUUUACCAGUUUGGAAUAUUUGUACUGAUGGUGACUAGGGGUGGCAGUUUGGUUAUUUCGGUUAUAACCGGUAACCGAUUGGCCGGUUAAUGGUUAAUUGAAAUAAUCACUUCCCCUACUGAAAAUCGCCUGAAAUAGGCUUUGGUGUCUCGGUUAUCGGUUAACCGAAUCACUUUUAACACCAAAAACCAUUUCAUCCAGCCUCUGAUAACCGACCAAAGUUCGGUCUAAUCGGCCAGUUAUCGGUUUAAUCGGCCAGUUAACUGAUAACCGGUAACCGAACGACCACCCCUAACUGUGACGGUGUGAUCUCUGAUACGGUUUUACAUACGUUAUUGUUAAUGUCCAUCGGUUCGUUUAGUAACAAGUUGAGUAUGAGCUAAAUUUUGUUCAACUCACAACGGCCAUGAGCUAGCUCAACUUGGUGGUUUGUUGAGCUCAAACUCAUGGACUAGCUCGUUUUGAGCUCGAUAGUAUAGCUAGCGAGCCACCUCAUACAUUACUCAUAUACAAAUUACUAUUAAAUAACAUUAUAAGAAUAAUUAAAAUUAUAAACUACAUUAUAUGAUACUUGACCUCGAAUCGAUCACGCGGAUUAAUUGAUGGCCGAACUCGAAUCGAGCUUAAUCAAACGCAAGCAAACGAACAUUUUUCAUAUAAGCAAGUCGAGUUAUAUCUGGACUCUUUUAUUAAAUCAAGAUAGGUCAAAACUCUAUUGUACGGCCCCACGCCUACCCCACCUUUUGACUAUCUUCCUUCAUAUAAAAAUCGAAACUUUCUUCAAUCCAAUCUUCACCGAUAUUCCCCCGCGCCCCUGGAUGAAUGUUCCGUUCCUCGCUGGAACCUUGUCACCACCGUCAUCAUCGCGCAUACGAUCCCUGAGAGCAGAGAAUUCGAUCAUCCCACAAACCCGCCGUUUUCGGUUUCCUCUGCCGUAACGGAUUGUGAUCGGCGUGGAUUCUAACGAGACCAUAAUCGCAGAGAAAAUCCACACGCGCGAACAGAAUCGCUGGGUUUUUUAUGCAAAUCAAAAUCUUGGGUCUGGAGCUUUCGAGAGGAUCUUACUAAUACGAUGGAACACUACGACAUUGGAGGCCGCAGUGGGGAGAAUCCCGAGCCAGAGGACGAGGGAAGCACAGCUCCUUUGCCUGAAAAGGUGACUGUUGGUGGUUCCCCAACUUACAGAAUAGAUAGAAAGCUUGGGAAAGGAGGGUUUGGACAAGUCUAUGUUGGUAGGCGAAUUGGUGCUGGCCCUGGUGCGGUAGAGGUGGCCUUGAAGUUUGAGCAUAGAAGCAGCAAGGGAUGCAAUAAUCGUCCACCAUGUGAGUGGCAAGUUUACAAUACACUUGGAGGCAGCCAUGGCGUGCCACGAGUCCAUUUCAAAGGCCGGCAAGGUGACUACUACGUGAUGGUCAUGGAUAUGCUUGGUCCGAGCUUGUGGGAUGUUUGGAAUAAUAAUUCAGACACGAUGUCGAUUGAGAUGGUUGCCUGCAUUGCCAUCGAAGCCCUCUCCAUACUGGAGAAGGUGCACUCUAAAGGAUAUGUUCAUGGAGAUGUAAAACCUGAGAAUUUUUUGUUGGGGCCCUCAGGAACUCCUGAUGAGAGAAAGUUGUUUCUUGUCGACCUUGGUCUGGCUACAAGGUGGCGUGAUAAUUCAACUGGUUUGCAUGUUGAGUAUGAUCAACGGCCUGAUGUUUUCAGGGGAACAAUGAGGUAUGCUAGUGUUCAUGCUCAUUUAGGUAGAACUGGUAGCCGGAGAGAUGACUUGGAAUCUCUGGCCUACACUCUUGUUUUCCUUCUCCGUGGUCGGUUACCUUGGCAAGGAUUUCAGGGGGAAGAUAAAGGAUUCCUUGUUUGCAAGAAGAAGAUGGCUACUUCCCCAGAAACUUUGUGUUGCUUAUUUCCUAAGCCUUUUCAGCAAUUUGUAGAGUAUGUGGUGAAUUUGAAGUUUGACGAGGAGCCAAAUUAUGCCAAGUAUAUCUCCCUCUUUGAUGGGAUUGUUGGCCCAAAACCAGAUAUUAGGCCAAUAAACACCGAUGGGGCUCAGAAGCUUAUUUAUCAGGUUGGACACAAGAGGGGACGAUUGACAAUGGAGGAGGGGGAAGAUGGAAAACCAUGUAAAAAGAUCCGAAUGGGAAUGCCUACAACACAGUGGAUCAGUAUCUAUAAUGCUUGCCGGCCCAUGAAACAAAGAUAUCACUACAAUGUGGCUGACACAAGACUCUCCGAGCACGUUGAGAAAGGAUACGGAGAUGGCUUGUUUAUAAGCAGUGUGGCUUCAUGCUCAAAUCUAUGGGCCCUCAUUAUGGAUGCUGGCACUGGCUUCAGUGCUCAAGUUUACAAGCUUUCUUCUCAAUUCCUCGACAAGGAAUGGAUUAUGGAACAGUGGGAAAAGAAUUACUAUAUCAGUGCAGUUGCAGGAGCUAAUAAUGGCAGCUCGUUAGUUGUGAUGUCUAGGGGUAUGCAAUUCUUACAGCAGUUGUAUAAAGUUAGUGAUUCGUUUCCUAUCAAGUGGAUUAAUAAGAAAUGGCGAGAGGGGUUCUAUGUCACUGCCAUGGCCACUGCUGGAAGUAGAUGGGCUAUUGUCAUGUCUCAUGGGGCGGGGUUUUCGGAUCAGGUCAUUGAAUUGGAUUUUCUGUAUCCUAGUGAAGGCAUUCAACGCAGGUGGGAUAAUGGUUACCGUAUCACCUCAGCUGCUGCAACUUGGGACCAAGCUGCCUUUGUUCUUAGUGUCCCACGUAGAAAACCAGUAGAUGAAACUCAAGAAACCCUUAGAACAUCUGCUUUCCCAAGUACACAAGUUAAGGACAAGUGGGCAAAGAAUCUCUACAUCGCCUCAAUCUGCUACGGCAGAACUGUCGCAUGAACAGCUGAAGUCUUAUCCGAAUCCCAUCACGUGUCUCGCGACAUGGAACCAAAGCUUAAAAGAACGAUGGUGUUGCCAACAUGGAUCGGCAAAAAUCAUGCCAUUGCCAUCGCUUAGCGUCCAGGGAGCUCGCGCUUGUGUGCACAUUCUCUCAGUCGCAGAGUCUCGCGCUGAGUUGCAUUUCAUCUGGAAAGUCUGUAUGUAUAACCGUCGGCGGAACAACAGAACCAAGUCUUUGUGUUUGAGGGUCCUAUGCACCAGAUCCCUGCUCCAUUGUUGAUCUGAAGCAACAAGAGAACGCGACCUCUGCGGUGAGCUCCGAGCUUUCAUUCUCAGGGGCUCCUCGUGUCUCCGACUUCCGUGCUCUCUGCCAUGAAAAGGCGGGCGUCGCUCGUCAGUCCAUCCCCUGUGUUCUUGGGAUGUCCCACUAUGAUCCAAAAGACUCUGAAUGCAGAGUGAACUUUGUAUACUCUGCAAGAUCAUGUAUUUGGUCUAGUGCCGGUUUAAGGUCACCUUCUUUUACUAUUUUUUGUUUACCAUUUGAACUACUUCUACAACAUUUUGUGGGAGGCAUGUUCUAGCCAUGUAUAUUUAAUUAAGGCGUGCUUACACAGCUGCAAUUGCUUUCAAGAAGCUACUUAGAGCAUAAUGAUGAUAAAAAAAAUAGAAUAUGAAGAGGGUUUGGCUAUUUUCCCCGCAUUCCAGAUUACAAGGCUCGCACACGCAAGCUAUUUACGUACGAUUACUGGGAAAUUGGGGAACUGAUGAGAAAACUGCCCAUACCCCCAACUCCCACUCCCUGCUGGGAAUGAUGGGAAUGACAAUGGGUAGGUUGGGUUUUGUCAAACCCAAACUCAAAUCUAUAGGUUUAUCAGUGAAAAAAUUUUGGAGGUAAUACCCACUGCGGGUUCAUGGGUACUCAUGGGUUUUUGUCGUAAAAAAUUUACAAUAAUAAGUUUCUAUCAAAAUAAAAGUCAAAUAUCAAUCUUUUAAUACAAAUUAUCGAUAUAUAAAACACCAUUCUAGAAAAUUUAAGCAAAUACACAAAUUAACCAUACAAAUUGUUCAACGCCAAUCUAGAAAACUCAAGAAAAUUGAACCAAAUAUCCAUAAACAACAGGAUUAAUUGAAAGCUUCUUCCUCCUUAUCAAUUAACCUUCUUCACUCUCCACUCGAUAAUAUCAGCUCUAUACAAUUAGAAAGAAAAAAUUAGACAUGUCUCCACAAACAUAAAGAAGAUUAGUUGUUUAGAAUAUUAAAUAUACCAGAAAAAUUAAUUAUAUGGGUGUGGCCGGGUACCAAUGGGGCGGGAUUUACUUAAACUCAAACUCAACCCGAUGAAUAGUGAACGAGUUUAAAUCCAAACCCGGCCCAAAACCCGUCAACACGGGUUUUACCCGCGUUGACCGGAUUUGGUCGGGUAGGGGGCCCGAGGGUUCGGGUUUUGUUGUCAUCCCUACUCCCUGCCACCGAAUUCCAUUAUAUGCUUACUCUCUCACAAUUGUGGUGUACUCGCGAGCUGGCUCGUCGGUUGAGUCGUUUUAACUCUGAUCCGGCGAGAAAAACGAACCACACACUCCUACGUAUCGACUUGUUACAAGGUUAUCGGGUUGAGGUCACACAGCGUCAUUUUUCUCUUGAUUUGUUAAAUGUGUGAAUUCUGUUGAAUCCAAGUACGACCUGUUAUUAUAUUGGUGUAAUGUUAUAUGUUAUUAUAUUAGAUGAGAUUUAUAAUAGAUUAAACCGAGUUGACAACCUUAAAAUGAAAACCUAACGUAUUUAGAAGGUAUACGCAACACGAACUAGGGAUGGCAAUGGGUUGGGACGGGUUUUGUCAAACCCAAACCCAUGGGUUUAUCCGCCAAAAAACCCGGGGUAAAACCCUUUGGGUUUGAAAAACUCAAACCCAACCCGCUGGGUAUCCGCGGGUUCAUUGGUACCCGUGGGUUUUUGUGGUAAAAAAUGACAAUAACAAGU
Linum trigynum is the source of this 7181-nucleotide messenger RNA. The record is from the annotation of a GenBank genome assembly. Lineage: Eukaryota; Viridiplantae; Streptophyta; Magnoliopsida; Malpighiales; Linaceae.